This is a messenger RNA of Poeciliopsis prolifica (blackstripe livebearer), 4230 nucleotides long. It is a transcript of the gene lrrc24, whose product is annotated as leucine rich repeat containing 24. The record is from RefSeq and is a predicted model, not a curated record. Gene Ontology annotation, molecular function: protein binding. Bases 128 to 1984 code for a protein of 618 amino acids. The transcript is spliced from 5 exons. NCBI's taxonomy places the organism in Eukaryota, Metazoa, Chordata, Actinopteri, Cyprinodontiformes, Poeciliidae.
CUCUCUCUCUCUCUCUCUCUCUCUCUCUCUCUCUCUCUUCAAGUCCUUGGAGCCAGUAGGGACUCUGCUGUGGAGCUCCAGUAAACGGCAGGCGGAUUUGUCUCUGAAGGGGCGUUGUGCCACUGCCAUGACCCUCCUGUGGCUCUCCGGACUCACCCUGAUCAUCUCAGCCCUCAUCCCUCUUCGGUCCCUGGGUUGCCCCUAUGGAUGUCGCUGCUACAGCCUUACAGUGGAGUGCGGCUCGCUGGGGAUCAAGGAAAUCCCACAGGGUGCUCCCUCCAUCACGGAGACGAUCUUCCUCCAGGACAACGCCAUAGUACAGAUUCGUCUUCAGGAUCUGAAUCGCCUGAGAAGCCUCCAUUAUCUGUACCUCCAGAACAACAGCAUCUCGGCACUGGAACCUGGGGCCUUUCUCAACCAGGUGCAGCUGCUGGAGUUGGCUCUCAAUGGAAACCUCAUCCACCUGGUCACCCCUGACAUGUUCCGGGGCCUGGAGCACCUCCGCAUCCUCUACCUUGCCGGCAACCAGAUCACUCGCAUCCAAGACCACACCUUCAGGGGAUUGCAGCGCCUGCAGGAACUGCACCUGCAGGAGAACAGCAUAGAGUUACUAGCCGAGCACGCUCUGUCCGGCUUAUCGUCUCUAGCUCUGCUGGACCUCAGCAGGAAUCAUCUCCGCACUUUGGGAGCCUCAUUCCUCAAACCCUUAGUCAGCCUGCAAGUCCUCCGUAUCACAGAGAACCCGUGGCGAUGCGAUUGCGCUCUCGGGUGGCUAAGAACGUGGAUUGGCGAAGACGGACAGCGUUUGCUAAGUUCGGCAGAGCAGCGUCGCUUGAUGUGUGCAGAACCCCCUCGUCUUUCCCACCUUAGCCUGGCAGAGGUCGCUCCGAACAGUCUGGUGUGUAUUCCGCCUGUGGUGCAGCUGGAGCCCAACCACCUGACUGUGCGACUCGGCGAGAGCCUCCGAGUGUCCUGCCAGGCCUCUGGAUACCCACAGCCUCAGGUGACGUGGAAAAAAGCUUCCCAUGGCAAGGCCCAGUUAUCACCUCGAGGUCUUUUUCAAGAGCUGGGACCCAACGGGGAGUUGUUCCGGCCAGGGCCGGGCGGAGUGGUGACAGCCCUGCCUAGCACCGGGGGGCUGAAGGUGGGAGGCGCCGAAGGAAUCCAGGGACUCGUGCGAGGGGCCGAGGAGGGCGGCGAAAGAGAUAGCUUUGAUCCGGACAUGGGCAGUGGCAUGCUGUUCCUCAGUAAUGUGACUGUAGCACAUGCCGGGCGCUAUGAAUGUGAGGCCUGGAACCCAGGUGGAGUGGCGAGGGUGACAUUUCACCUGGCUGUCAACAUGUCUUCUUCCUCGUACUCAUCCCAGCUCUGGCCUCGUUUGAACACACACUCCUACAUUUCGUCGUCGUCCAGCUCCUUCUAUCAGCCAGAAGUUCUGGAUGUUAGCCAAGAGCCCCUGUACGAGCAGGACAGCAUGGACUUCAGCGCUCUGGGUCCAGCCACGCAGACCGCCAUCGCCAUUGGGAUCUCCCUGCUGGCUCUCACUGCCGUUCUUCUCCUGAUUAUGAUUUACACUCGUCACCAGCAGUAUCAAAAAGAGGACAAUGGUUCCUACUGCACCAGCAAAGAGGAGAGCAUCCUUUACGUGAAUGACUACUCUGACGGACCAACAACUUUUGCUCAGUUGGAGGAGUACCGCGAUGAUCACGGCCAUGAGAUGUAUGUCCUCAACCGAACCAAGCCCGUCAUGGGCUCCGCUUCAUCCAGGUGUCCUAUGAUGAGCGGCUUUGUCCAGCAGAAGGGAAUGAAAGAAGCUCUCCUGGAACACGAAAUGGUCCAGACACUGACUAGAUCGGGGGGACUGGGGUUUCGCAGAAACCCGACUGAAGGUGGUGAGGGCCCGCUAACGGCAGAUCCAGAAGAACUGCUUCUCAGCCAGAGCCUUCUGUUUGGCUCGCAGGUUGCCUAUGAGAUCCACUGCUGAAACAUCUUCAAUGGGUGAAAGUAAACGUCAAAGGACUUAUAGACAUUACCAAUCAUCUUGUAAGAAAUUAAAAGCAUCAGAUUAUUAUCUGGCCUUCGACAAAGAAGAGACACACAGAUAGUGAUUGCAGAGGGAGAACUGGAUUGCUUCCAGCUUUCCAAAUACCCGCUUCUAAUUGAUUGUGUGACAAAAAGAUGUGUUCGAGGACUGGACAGAGCGAAUUACAGAGAAAAUAACAAUUGACCAAUGGUUUCAGUCUCCAAAUAAACCCUUUAAGGAUAAUUACAAAUGGCCAGAAGUCUAUAUUGCAGUUAAACUAAAUCCCCCUCCCAAACUGUGCAGUGUAUGGUUGUAACAAUUGUCAGUGGUUGGUAAUGAAUAUUUUCUAUCAAUGUUUUUCUUUGUUUUACUUUAGAUGUUUCGUCUCCAGGUAUGUUGAAGUUAAUUUCGUGUGAAGUAGAGCUGUUUUGUGGACCCUGUCACAAAUUUCAUUAGAAUUAGAUCAACAGCAAUAUUUCCCAAGAUGGAGAAUCUGUAGCGGCUGUAAAAUAUUCCAUGAUUACACUGGCGGCAGAGGCAAGCUUAUGUGGGAAACAAAAGUAAAAAGAAACAAACGUCUUGUAAUGAAGCUUUUUAUGACAUUCGAGAUGCAUCAUCUAAUCAUCCAUUAGAUGAUGCACCUAAUGGAUGAUGCAUCAUCAGUGUGUGGCCAGAGGGAAUGCAUAGGGUCCAACAAAUAUUGCAAAAGUCAGAGUUCUCAACGUUUGCAUCACUUCACCGUCGGCUUUUAUCCUUUGAGCAUGUCUUGUGUUUUCUUUAUUUAUGCCAUUAACCCCCAAAACAGGGGUAUGAUCUUGAAUAUUAUUUGGAGGUCUAAAAACACAACAAAACCAAAGACAAUAUUUUAUACAAAAAAAACAAAAAAACAACAAGGAAUAAAAGCCUCUUAAAACAAAACAAUUUAUAGGAACCGUGGGUCAAUUCGCACAUCCAUUUUGGGGCAAACUGAUGACUUCAAGUAGCUUUCCCUGAUCUUCAGUCACAUUUCAGAAGACCAUAAGUCAAGCCGAAGCCUAACCCAAAACCUUAAAAAAUGUGGGAUUACAUUUAGUCACGUCAGCUUAUAGGCCAUGAGUAUUUGUCGAGAUUGCCUAAUUGAUGUUGACUGGUUAAUCAUGGCACAUUCAAAUUAAUUUGUUUUCAGACAGAAACACAGGUCGAAGUAGUGAAAAAAAGGUAUUUGUUUCCUUUAAGAUUUGUUCUGGUUCAGUUUUCUUUUCCCUCCACACAUAAAUGUCUAGCCCGAACCAACCUAGCUCUGCGUGAAAAUUAGUGAUUUAACAGUGAUCAGCCAUGUUUUUCUUUUAUUAACCAUUCACCCUCAGUGGAAGUAGACCAAAAUACCUCAAAGAAAACCCACACAGCUUAGAAUAAAGUCACAGACUUCAAAAUUACUUCAAGAGCGUGCCAGUGGCUCAUCCAGGAGGUCAUGGAAGAACCUGGAACAACGUCUAAAGCUCUGCAGACUUCACUUGAAGUUGUGUUUUCUGAUGUCAUAUUCUGUUAUAGUUCCCCUCUGUGUAAAGGGGAUGUCAUGUAGCCUUGGGUUUUUAGAAAAUACAAAUAAAAAAAAUCACAGAGGAAAGCAUUACUGAUUAAACUUUCACUUCAAUAACAUAAAGCUACAUAAUUUUUCAAGUUUAACCAGUAAUACUUUCAUAACAAACUCUUGGUUAAUGUCAAGUUGUCAUAACAAAGACAUUUUGAAUAAUGUCAACUUUGUGUUAAAAGUGUCUUGAUUUACCCAAUGACACUUUGUGACAACAGUCAUGAAUAUUCAUGCAGACUUACUCAUGUUCAUGACGGCUGUUAUUACAUGUUUAUGACAGUCUUAUUCACAACCCAUCAAAUAAAGUGUUACCAGAAUUAUACUGAACAAACUCAACCACAGAGAAAACAUCUGGAGAAAAUACAAUAAAACACAUUAUGAAUUUUGUCAUGUUGUUCUGCUUCCUGAUUUAAUAUUUUAUUAUUAUCUAUACACAUUGUUUUUAUGCUUACCAUUUUUGUUGUUUUUCGAUGCUUUCAUUGCUUUUGAUGUUGUGAACAUCAAAGCCACUUUGACUAAAAUUGUUUACAAAAAAAACAAAAAACUUACCUGCUAACACCAGACUGUGACAACUAACUGAAUGUGAAUACUGUACAUUAAGUUUCCUAUUUGUAUACAUUAAAAUGUCUCAAAACGA